AUGCCGCAACCAAUUCAGGAGUUGGAUCCUGAUUUUUACAUUCUGUACAACUAUCCAAUUGACGAGAAGACCAAGAAGGUUAACUCACAGACUGAAAAAGCGUUGUAUACAUUUGUCCAUUACCUAUACGACAAGGGAUUUGGAGCAACCAUCAGACCAGGAGAUCCUACCCACUUGUUGAUCUUUAUCAAAUUGUCGCCUUACAAGUUCAUUGAAGAAGCAGAGAAGGACUUGAUUAAGAAUUAUGAGUUUGGAGUUACUGCAAAAGAUGAUGAAUUGAGUUCAAGAACUAGAAUCAUCUACCAAUACUUGACAAACUCGAAGAAGCUUGGAGGGUGUGGUAUUGUACCUGGACAAGAACCCUAUCAAGAGGUUGUCAACAUUGUCCCCAUCACCAGCGCUUUUGAUGAAAGUCGAAUUGUUGAGGAUUUAAAAGACACCUUUACCAGGCCGGAGCUAUCGGCCAACCAAAUUAAAAGAACAUACGGUGUGCAAAUUGCCCUCUAUUUCGAGUUUUACAAAUACUACAUAUUUUGGCUAUUGGGCUUAUCUAUAUUGGGUGUAUUCCAAUACUUCAAACAAUCAGGCGCUUAUUCAUUGGGCUAUACUUUUAUUAAUUUGACUUGGGGUACUUUCUUUUUGGCAUUCUGGCAUAGAAGACAACAGUAUUUGGUAAACUUGUGGGGAGUUCAAAACUCACACCUUGUUGAAGAGCAUAGUUUGGAAUUAGCUGAAAUCAAUGAAAGAUUUGAGCCUAAAUCAAACUAUUUGCACAAGAACAACACAGAAGGAUUAAGGUUUGUCAAACAAUUGUUCUUCAUCCCAAUUGCUCUUGGAUUUGCCUUUGUCUUGAUUAGCUAUCAAUUGGGUUGUUUUUUUAUUGAAAUCUUUUUAACUGACCUUUACGAUGGCCCAGGAAAAGCUUAUUUGACAUUGUUGCCAACAGUUUUGCUUUCCGUGUUUGUCCCAAUUUUAUCCAUUGUAUACAACCUUGUCACAAGUGUUGUCAUCAAGUUGGAAGGACAUGAUACUCAAAUAAGCGAAAACCAAUCUGUUUUGAUCAAGACUUAUGUUUUGAACUUUUUGACUAGUUAUGCUCCAUUGCUUAUCACCUCAUUUUUGUACUUGCCAUUUGCCCAUUUAGUGGGUCCUCACUUGGGUGACAUUCAAACAACUAUCUCGUCUUAUGUUGGAGAGAACAGGUUUUAUUCCAAGUACUUGACCAAGUUGAAAUCUCAAAAGGAGUUUAAAAUCAAUCAAGGUAGGUUGAAUGCCCAGUUUUUCUACUUUAUUGUAACCAACCAAAUUGUUCAAGCUUUGUUGAAAUAUGUUUUGCCAUUAGUGAUAACCAAAGUGAUCCAUUUGUAUCAAACCAAAAUCCAGAAGAAACCAGUGUUGCAGACUAAAGGCGACGAACCAUAUGAAGCUAACUGGUUACAGAAUGUUAGAACUUCGUUGACAUUGCCUGAAUACGUAGUAGAUGAUGACUUUAGAAGUGUCGUAUUGCAAUACGGUUAUUUAAUAUUAUUUGGACCAGUAUGGCCAUUGGCGCCUUUAGUAUCAUUGAUCUUUGCUGUUGUUUUCUUCAAAUUGGAUCACUUUAAAUUGUUCAACGGAAAUUACUUCAAGCCUCCUAUUCCAAAGAGAGUUGACUCUAUUCACCCUUGGAACUGGGCUUUGUUUUUGUUGACUUGGUUGGGGUCAAUUGUAUCUCCAGUGGUUACAGCAUUUUAUCGCCACGGUACUGCCCCACCCAAAACAAUGGGUCAAUUUGCAUUGGAUAAUGCUAGUGUUAAUAUUUCCUCUUCAGCCAAGUUGGUAUUGUUGUUGAUAUUCUCAGAGCACGCCUUCCUUUUCCUGAGUUACGUUUUGUACACAUUGAGCAAUUUAUUCAAGAGCGCUGUCGAAUGGGAGAAUGAUUUUGUUGAUAAUGACAUCAAAUUGAGACAUGACCAUUAUUCUAAGCAUGUUAAGCCAACCAUCAAGGUGACAAAUGUACCAGCAUGGAACGACUUUACUGUUGAGUCAACUUUGGAUUUCACUCCACCUAGUGCUAUUGAGCAAGAAAAUGAUGUUGCGGCAGAAAAAGUUCCAUCGAAGAAACAAGGCUAUACUACGUCUACAAAACCGACUGAGACCACUGUGCACUCACGUUCAGAACAAGCACGUGUAAUUGCUGAAAAGGAAAGACUUUUGCGGGAAAGACAAACCGAAUUGGCCAGGUUAGAAAAGAGACGAUUGGAAGAGCCUGGGGCUGCUGCUUUAUCCUCAGCUGAAUAUGACAGACUUAACAGAGAUAAGGAGCCUGGUGAUUCAAUUAUUGAAGCUAAAUCUGGUCCAAACAGUGAUAAGCAUUAUAGUACUAUUGAUAACAGUACACAUGCUGCUGACAACAACAGGAAUCCUAGCAAUACCCGAACUGGUGAUGAUACUACCCAUGCCAAUGAGUUGCUCCAUGGCUCUUCAAUAAUUCCACCUGACCCAAAUGACAAAUCUGGCACAGUUUAUACAAAAAAAAACACAACUCAGUCGGAACAGUCAGCAAGGGCUGAAGCACACGCACCUACUGGUGCUGGUCUCGCAACCGCUGCUGCCGCCCCAGCUUCUAAGGAAGAGAAGGAAAAGCAACGUCAAGAGGAACUUGAUACUACUCCAGUGCCCGCCAAGAAAAACAAAUCGGGAAUCAAAAAAAGCAAUGCUCCAGCAACUGAGCAGAGGAAAGCAUUGGCAGCAGGAGAUGAUAGAUUCAACGGUAACGCGGACAGAGAAGUGGAAAAGGACAAAGUUUCCUCCCAAAAGGGGUCUAACCAGAACUCAAAGUCCUCAAAAUCUGAAGGUGGAGAGAAACAAGAUGGAGCCGACGACGAUGAAAGUUCCAGUAAGUAUUCAGAAAAUGACUCACAGAAGGAACCUAAACGUAAGAGAUCGGGGUUAAAAAAGUUAUUGAAGAUUUAG
Lodderomyces margitis is the source of this 2955-nucleotide messenger RNA. RefSeq names its product Ist2p (gene IST2). NCBI's taxonomy places the organism in Eukaryota, Fungi, Ascomycota, Pichiomycetes, Serinales, Debaryomycetaceae. Gene Ontology annotation, cellular component: cortical endoplasmic reticulum. Gene Ontology annotation, biological process: chloride transmembrane transport. Bases 1 to 2955 code for a protein of 984 amino acids. The transcript has a single exon. The record is from RefSeq and is a predicted model, not a curated record. Gene Ontology annotation, molecular function: chloride channel activity.